CAUAACGAUUUGUUUACAACGGUUUCGGUAUACCUAUUAUAACGGGUCGAAGACAUCAUAUAUCGGCCGAUGCCCCGUUUCGUAUCGUACAUCUUGCGCUCGCGCCUCGUUGGGAUUCCUCCGUGGCAGCGUGAGAGAUGGCAGCGGCAGGAAGUGGUGGUGCAGGCGGAGGAAAGGUCUCGUUUAAGGUGAUCUUGACCUCCGAUCCGAAGCUGCCCUACAAAGUUUUCAGCGUCCCGGAGGCGGCACCCUUUACCGCUGUGCUAAAAUUUGCUGCGGAGGAGUUCAAGGUCCCACCUCAGACCAGCGCGAUCAUUACCAAUGAUGGUGUGGGUAUCAACCCGCAGCAAAGUGCUGGCAAUGUGUUUCUGAAGCAUGGCUCAGAGUUGCGUCUCAUACCUCGUGACAGAGUUGGAGGAAGCUUAUUGGAUGUUUAGUACUACCAUAUCCAGAGCUAUUGGGUUUUAUGUUUGCCAUUAUGUUUAUUAGCUUUCUCUCUGAACUUGUUAUUCUACCUCGCAUGAUAAGAUAAAUAACAUCGAUUAUCACAUUUUACAUGAUCCUAAUAAAUUUAACUGUUACCCUGUUUGUUCAA
Molecule: messenger RNA, 595 nt
Organism: Musa acuminata AAA Group (dessert banana)
Lineage: Eukaryota; Viridiplantae; Streptophyta; Magnoliopsida; Zingiberales; Musaceae
Product: ubiquitin-fold modifier 1-like
Exons: 4
Coding region: 138-437 (99 amino acids)
Biological process (GO): protein K69-linked ufmylation
Cellular component (GO): cytoplasm; nucleus
Source: RefSeq, a predicted model, not a curated record